This is a messenger RNA of Epinephelus fuscoguttatus (brown-marbled grouper), 4050 nucleotides long. Its product is annotated as nucleoprotein TPR-like. The record is from RefSeq and is a predicted model, not a curated record. The transcript is spliced from 22 exons. NCBI's taxonomy places the organism in Eukaryota, Metazoa, Chordata, Actinopteri, Perciformes, Serranidae. The coding region runs from base 199 to 3696 and encodes 1165 amino acids.
UACAGAAUAUACACGAAUGGGAGAUGGACGGAGACAGGGAUCACCCUCACAGGUCCACUCAGCGGCAGCCAUCAUUUCGUUAGCCCGGAGGCAGAGGGCGCUGUUGGAAACCACUGCGGCUAGCUUUCCAGCUUGUUGGGCUAACUGUCAAAGGCAGCAGAGGCCCAGUGGGCUCUUGGCCUGCCCUGAAACAACUCGAUGGAUCUCAGCACUGACUGCGGGACACUUCCCACCCACACCACUGUAGGAGGAUCUGUGUUGGAGCAGGAGCUGUCUCUGUCCGGCGCUCUCUGUCAAACAGAAAGUGGAGGCACCAUCUUACUACAGUUGUUGGAAUUUAAAACCCAUCUGCUCGAGGCUGUAGAGGAGCUGCAUAUUCGGAGGGAUGCAGAGACACGCUUUGAGGAUCAGAUCGGUAAACUGGUGUUGGAGAAACAGGAGCUGGAGUGGGAGAAGGAAUCCCUCCAACAACAGAUUGAAACAUUGGGAAACCAGCACACAGAGUCACUUGUCAACAUUAAGAAGCAGCUUCAGGCCAAAAUAAGAAACACUGAGGAGGAGAAGGGGAAAUACCAGGUCAGCGCUGAGUUAAAAGACAAGGAGAUUAACAACUUGAAAGAAGAGCUUAAGUCACUACAGUUGCUGAAGUACAACUUGGAGAAGAAAUCAAGUGAGCUGGAACAGAAAUUAGCCUUGCAGUGCCGGUCAAAGGACAAUCACUUGAACCAGUUGGGGGAGGUUGAGAAACGUUUCAGUGCUCUAUCCAGACAGUGUGCCAUGGUCAAGCAGGCCCACGAGCAACUAGAGCAAAAUGUUGAUGAGGCCAUGAAAAUGAAUAAGAAAGUGACAACUGCAAAUGUAAAACAAGAAGCAACCAUUGUGUCACUAAAGAAGGAGUUGGAGGAGGUCAAUAACAAGCUGAUCAAGGCCAAGAUGUCAUCAGUUAGACAUGACAAGACCCACAGUCCUGCAGGCAGAGAGCAGCAUAUACAGCAGCUGCACCAGAAGCUAAACAUGGAGACUGAAAUGAAUGAGAAACUCAGGGAAGAAAAUGUAGCUGUAAGAGCAGAAAAGCAGGAAGUGAUGAAGUCUCUGCAGCAUAGCCAGCAGCUGUUGUUGAGUCAGACACAGACAGUAAGCAGGGUAGAGCUGGAGCUACAGACACACAAAGAGCAGUACCAGGCCCUUAAGCAGGAACACAGGGUGAUGCGAGAGAAGAGCAAGGCAAUGGAAGACAGGGUGGCCCAACUGAUGGAGAGCUUCGCUGCUUCCAAGAACAGCUGGGACAAAGAGAAGGUGAUGUUUCUGGAUUGCAUCAAGAGUGAGCAGCAGGAACUUCAAGCGCUGAAAGAAGCUUGCGACAAGCUUCAUCAGGAACAUGCUAAACUGUCAUCACAGGCCAAAGUGCAGUCUCAGCAUAUAUAUGAAUUGGAGAGGAGAGACAGCAGUCAGGGCAUCAGUGUUUCUACCCAGGUCUUUCCCACCUUACUGGAGGAAAUCAGAGCAGAGGAAACUCAUAAUGAACCCAUCUCCAUCUCUAAGCUGCCUGGCUUUGACAGUCUGCAGCACUUGGCCUCAACUCAGACCAAAAGCCCAGACUGUCUGGAGGACACAGGAGCUGUGACUAAGCUAGUUGACACUGGAGCAACUGGAGUAUCAACUGUAUCGAGCCCUGCCAACAAGUCUAUCGAUGGAUCUGUACACUUACUGAGCAAAGACAAGAGUAAUGAAGGAAUGAGUGAGAAAGAACAGGGAUGGAAAGCUCAUGUGAAACAAGUCGAAAACAACAGUGAAGAUGGAGGUGAAAGAAAUGAGAAGCAGCAAUGGAAUAGAGAAGAAGUCCGAGGAGAAGAUGUGGAGGAAGGAGGAAGUGCUGGAGAAAAUAGACAAAUGCUCAUGGCCCAAACAACAGAUAGAGCAGACGGACGAGAGGAUAGCCAGGGGUCAACAGAGGAUGCAGCAGACUCCAAACAGCCUGAAACAGAAACAAAAGAUAGAGCAGAGGGAGAGGGGACACAUGAAGUGAAGGAGAGAGCAAAGACAGAAACCCAGAUAUCGGCCCAGACCACAUAUCAGUGUAUGCCUCCAGAGAAGAGCGACACACAGCAGGUCAUUGACUUCAUGGACACUGAGUCGCCACUGGCUGCCUGUGCGCCCUCAGACUGCUCACAAAGUCUCUCUCAGAAAGGCAGUGAGGAAGAUGCUGACUCCAGCCAUGUGAGCAAAGAAUAUGAGAUUGGUAGAGAAGUACAAACCUUCUGCUCUGAUACAAGUGUCCAUUACGGGCCAAACGCUGUCAUUCAAGAGGUGCAACAACUCAGUCAUGAUGAGGUCCAAACCACUGCUGAGUCACAUACUCAGCUGCCAAGUCCAAUUCAAGUUUUUGAGAAAACCAUGGAAGAGCAACCAUUCAGCAAAUCAGCAGCCAGUAUACCCACUGAACUUCCCGAACCUCUGAAUCAAUCAAGUACUUAUAGCUCACAGGCCAAUACUGCACCAUUAGCUGCUCAGCUGGAUGGCACUGUCAACAUCCAAGAGUUAGAGACAACUACAAAACAGACACAGCCUUGUAGUCCUUCUGACAUUACCACCAAAAUGAAACAAACAGAUGAAGUGUGUGAUACACACGUUAAUGACGAGUGCAUGUCAGUGAGAUCGAUGGUUGAACCACCAGCAGUACCUCAGAGCCAGGAAAUCUUCAAACAGAGGGGACAGCUGAAGUCUCUGGUAGCUGAUGAUGGCGAUGGUGUUUCUGGUGCAUAUGAGAAGAGCAAAGAUCAGUCAUAUGUAGAAACACGUGAAAUCGAAGCCUGUGAGACUGCGCAGGAACCUUUGGAAACAUCUAAUUUGAGGGAUGCCUGUGCUGAUACCCAGAUAAAUACCGUGGACCUUGAAUCUCAGGUUGAGACUGGCAGCUGUCAGGAGCCCAUGAAAAAUGACAAAACAGAAGAUGCCUCAGAAGCUAGAAUGACUGAUUUGAGGCUGGCUGUCCUUCCAAGACAUGAGAGUGAUGCUUUGCCAGAGACCGGCAGCACAAAAUGCUCUGAACAGUCUCCAGGAAAAGAAAUACCACUUGAUGUUACUACUGAGUCAUCUCUGCCCAGCACCAAGACUUACAGGUCAUCAUUUGACUUUGGCAGUGCUCAGAGAACUGUGAGCUCCAGAACUAAUCCAGACGUCUCCACCCUACAACAGUUUGUGCAGCGAUCUGCGCCUGAGCAAAACACAAGUGGACCCCUCAGAUGUUACCUCAGCACAGUACCCAAGUUCCUGAAAAGCAAGCACAACAAAGUCCCCUUGGUGAUUACCAGGGCCUCGGAUCUGUUGAAUGCCUCCAGUGUCUCUGGGACUGCAGCUUCCUUAAGGACACACCAGCAGGGAGAGCGGAAGGCUCUGGGAGAGACCUGCAGAGAGACGGCAACAGCAGACACGGAGAGCCGAGCUUCUCUAUCCGUCACUUCUUUUCCAGUCUCCACAUCCAUCACAGCCAGCAAGCUGUCACGGCAAACCACCCCAGGGUGUACCAGAGCUCCUACCUCAGCUGCAGGUCCAAGUUCAGAGGCAGACUUGGAAUUUUUUUGCUCCCAGGAGAGGGAAGACCAGCAGUCAUCAUUCAGAGCCCAGAUCUCCAAAAUCGAACAGUUCCUUAACACAGAGAGGCUCCGUCUGCCCAAAAGACGAAAAACUGACAACUAAACCACUGAAACUUACUCUCUGUUUAGGGAUGCCACUGUGUCUAGUUGAUGACAAACUGCUCCUUCUGUUGGUAAAGUGAUUAGAGCCUUAGCUGGGAAAAUUGUGCAAAGUGUUAAGCUUAAACAUUGGCUGUUCACAUUACUGUUAUAAAAACAUUUCUACAUUUAAUUUUAAUGGAAAAUUGCUUUGUUCAUUUGUUGUUUGUUUGUUCUAUUGCAUACUUGUAGGUAAGCAGGACAGGAGGGUAUUAUUAAUUCCACUGGAUGAUAUAUUUAUGUUGCUAUAAAUAUUUUAUUUUAACAUACAGUUGUAUGUGUAUAAAGCAGUGUUGGAAUAUAUAUAAACAAGAAUAAA